Messenger RNA from Seriola dumerili (greater amberjack), 1133 nucleotides. It is a transcript of the gene tfpi2, whose product is annotated as tissue factor pathway inhibitor 2. Bases 23 to 760 code for a protein of 245 amino acids. Gene Ontology annotation, molecular function: serine-type endopeptidase inhibitor activity. NCBI's taxonomy places the organism in Eukaryota, Metazoa, Chordata, Actinopteri, Carangiformes, Carangidae. Gene Ontology annotation, cellular component: extracellular region. Gene Ontology annotation, biological process: negative regulation of peptidase activity. The transcript has 5 exons. The record is from RefSeq and is a predicted model, not a curated record.
AGCUGCUCAACUAUAAAAGUGGAUGUGGUCGACAGCGCGGAAAAGACCGGAGAGUUGGAGCAAAAGUUACACAAUGGAGUUUUGCAUAUUCGCGCUAUUUACGCUUUUCUCCUCAUUUUACAACGUGUUGGCGUUGUCGCCUAAAGGCGUGUGCCUCCUUCAAGUGGACGAGGGACCCUGCAGAGGAGAAAUCGAGCGCUACCACUACAACACAAUCACGCAAAAGUGCGAGAUUUUCUACUAUGGAGGGUGCCAAGGGAAUGCCAACAAUUUCAAGAGCUAUCAGGAGUGCCAGAAGACAUGUUUCAGAAUUCCAAAGAUCCCCCAGAUCUGCAGGUUUCCUAAACAGGUGGGACCAUGCCGGGCCCUCUUCCGCAGAUACUUCUUCAACAUGACCACCAUGCAGUGCGAGAUCUUUUAUUACGGUGGCUGUCAGGGGAACUCCAAUCGCUUCCAAGACCUUACCUCUUGCAUGGAGUACUGCAGUCCACAAAAAACUAUUCCUGUGCUCUGCCUGGACACUCUGGACAAAGGGAAGUGUUCAGCCUCCAUAACUCGAUACUACUACAACACAGCCACCAAGAUGUGUGAGGAGUUCACCUACACAGGCUGCGGAGGGAGCAGCAACAACUUUGUCUCGAGACAGAGCUGCAUGGACGUGUGUACUAAAGGAGGGAAAAAGCACACAGGCCAAGGAAAAAUUCGUCGCAUGAGACGGAAUAGAAAUAAUCACAUCUUUCGUGCAAGGCAAAAUGUCUGACACCUCUCACUUCUAAGUGUGUUCUCACGGAUGCUCACUGGGACAAGCCCUUAAUGUAAGCUAACAUGUAUUAAACUGGCUUUGUUUAUGCCAAAAAAAUUGUGACCAGGUUCUUUGUUGAUACCGGAAGAGCCUUCAAGUGGCACAUACAGACUGUAUUGGUAUUUGUCAUGCCUUAAAAGCAAAUUUUUCAAAUGUUUUUACUGAUUUUACUGUAUGCUGUUGAUGAAGUCUGUUACUACUGCACUAAUGUUCCUGACUGUGUGUUUUUGAUACUGUAUGUAUGUAAUGUAUGUUUUGUAUAAGUAAUACAAUAUAACAGUGAACUGUUUUAUAAGCACAUUUUUUGAUAAAAUAUACAUUUUAUAAAGUA